AUGUUGGGGGACCAGCGCAUGAUACCGGCCUUGGACUCAUCAAGCUCAUCAAGCUCUGCCCCUGAUUUGACCCUCUCUGAAGAUCUUCCUUCUGUGAGCAGGAGGAACUGUGUGAUUGAGAGCCUGCAGGUGGGGUGGGCGCAGAAGGGAGGUGGGCAGGUGGUGGAGGGUCUGGUGAAUUGUUACAACAAGAAGAAGAAGAAUAAGAUUGGCGGUGGUUCGUGGAGUCCCGCAGCCAAAUCUUGGGCUUCUGAGAUGGAGGGUGCUGAUGAGAGUGGUGAAGUUGAAGUCAACACGAGCGAGCUCAUCGGCGGGAUCGGCAGGGAGUUGGCGAUUUCAUGCCUGCUCCGUCUUCCCCGGUCUUACUACUAUGAUGUGGCCUGUGUUAAUCGCUCUUUCUAUUCCCUUGUGAGGUUCGGGGAGCUUUACAGGUUGAGGAGGGAGGCUAGGAUCGUUGAGCAGAUGAUCUAUUGCUCGUGCAAUGUGCUCGAGUGGGAAGGUUUUGAUCCGUGCCGCCAAAGGUGGUUCAGCAUCCCUUCCAUGCCUCCCAUAGAGUGCUUCACGCUUGCUGAUAAGGAAUCCCUGGCCGUGGGCACCAAUAUCCUCGUCUUUGGGAGGAGGGUGGAAGCCCAUGUUGUGCUGAGGUACAGCCUUCUGACUAACUCUUGGACGACAGGAGAGAUGAUGAACACGCCGAGGUGCUUGUUUGGCUCGGCAAACUUCGGUGAGAAGGCUAUUGUGGCUGGUGGUAUUGGUGAGAAUGGUGCGUUGAGCUCUGCUGAACUUUAUGAUUCUGAGAUGCAGACAUGGACCACUCUUCCAAGCAUGAACAGGGCACGACAGAUGUGCUCUGGUUUCUUCAUGGAUGACAAGUUCUAUGUCAUUGGUGGGAAAGCUGAGACACACAAUGAGGUCCUUAGUUGUGCUGAGGAGUUUGAUUUGGAGAACGGCACCUGGCGCUUGAUCCCAGACAUGGCACAGGGCCUUAAUGGUGGAAGCGGUGCUCCGCCUCUUGUUGCUGUUGUGAAUAAUGAACUUUAUGCUGCUGACUAUGCAACAAAGGAGGUUAGAAAAUAUGACAAGGAAAAUAAUGCCUGGAUCACUCUUGGAUUGUUACCUGGGAGGUAUACAUCAGUUCAUGGCUGGGGCAUUGCUUUCCGUAGUUGUGGAGAUAUGCUCAUUGUAAUUGGUGCAAUGAGUGUUGGUGGUGGCGGGGUGAUUGAAAUUUGUUCCUGGGUACCCAAUAAUGAACCGCCAGAUUGGAAGAUCAUUGGCACCCGCCGUUCCGGAAGCUUUGUGUACAAUUGUGCUGUGAUGAGUUGUUGA
Messenger RNA from Miscanthus lutarioriparius, 1326 nucleotides. The record is from the annotation of a GenBank genome assembly. Lineage: Eukaryota; Viridiplantae; Streptophyta; Magnoliopsida; Poales; Poaceae.